Messenger RNA from Aedes albopictus (Asian tiger mosquito), 2820 nucleotides. RefSeq lists its product as uncharacterized. Gene Ontology annotation, biological process: proteolysis. Bases 80 to 2749 code for a protein of 889 amino acids. The transcript is spliced from 9 exons. Gene Ontology annotation, molecular function: serine-type endopeptidase activity. NCBI's taxonomy places the organism in Eukaryota, Metazoa, Arthropoda, Insecta, Diptera, Culicidae. The record is from RefSeq and is a predicted model, not a curated record.
UUCGAUUUGGAUCUUUUUGGAUAACCAAAGUGUUGUUUCCAAUUUGUGAUUACGUCUUACCUUACAUCAUCUUUCAAAAAUGAAGAUUGGGCGAGUGUUUUUGUUUAUUGCACUGUUUAGCAUCACCAAAGUUGUUGGACAAAAUGAUGCCUGUUAUACUCCGGAUGGUCAACCUGGCGUCUGUAUCUAUUACAUUAACUGUGAUAUCAUUGUCCGUUUACUGACACUAAACUCGCAGAAGCGUGACCCCAAUAUUGAAAGCUACGUUCUGCAGAGCAUCUGUGGAAACCGCGAUCUUUCGCAAAUGGUUUGCUGCCCAGGAUUGCGCUUCUCGCAUGAUACCGCCACUACCUCUACAACCACCCGUGCCACAACCACUACUGCUGCCAGCUCUGGAGGGUUUUUCUUCUUCUCCGGUCCAUCAACCAGUGCCCCAAGUCCAAUUACAACAACCCUGUCGCCGCCACCGCAGGGUGGUCUCUAUAAACUACCGACCAAUUCCGUUGACCGCUGUGGAAUGUCCAACGCUUCGCACUCCCGAGUUGUUGGCGGAAUGGAUGCCCAACUGGGAGCGUGGCCUUGGAUGGCCGCCCUGGGGUACCGGUCUAGCAAUUAUGACCUUACCACCGGUCCAACGUACCUCUGCGGCGGAACUCUGAUCACCGCCAGACACGUGCUGACUGCGGCGCACUGCAUCAAUUAUUUGCUCUAUUUUGUCCGACUGGGUGAGCACGAUAUCACUUCCAACAAUGAUGGUGCGAAUCCCGUUGACAUCUACGUAGAAAAAGCUUUUAUCCAUGAACAGUACAACGAAAAAACUAUCCAGAACGACGUUGCCUUGUUACGAUUGCAGAAUAAUGCACCACUGUCGGAUAUGAUCAAGCCCAUCUGCCUUCCGACAGAAGAACCAAUGCGUUCACGCGAUGUGACGUACUACUCUCCGUUUAUUGCCGGUUGGGGUACCACGUCGUACCGUGGACCAACGGCAUCUCGCUUGCAGGAGGUUCAGGUAAUCGUUCUUCCAACGGAUCAAUGUGCGUUCAACUACAAGCUGUACUUUCCGGAUCAAGUUUUCGAUAACACCGUGCUGUGCGCUGGGUUUCCCCAGGGCGGAAAGGAUUCGUGCCAAGGUGAUAGCGGUGGACCACUCAUGUUGCCGCAGCUCUCCGCCAACGGUCAGUACUAUUAUUUCAAUCUGAUCGGCAUAGUUUCGUACGGCUACGAGUGUGCUAAAGCUGGCUUCCCGGGAGUUUACGUGAAAGUCACUACGUACAUACCGUGGAUCGAAUCGAAGCUGAACGCCUCUCAAUCAUGUUACACACCGAAUGGCGUAAUUGGAGUCUGUCAGGCGCUUCCAAAUUGCCCGUCGUUGGUACGGCUCUAUCAGUUCGAUAGGUCACGACAAACCGUUAAUUUCUUGGUCGCGUCCCAACGUAACUGUGGCAAUCGAGUAUCUGGAGGUUAUCCUGUGCUGUGCUGUACCGAUGGAGUACAGUAUGAACGAAAUCCAACAACAACUCGUUCACCUUUUGUGGAGGUUCCAACGACGACGACGACAACGACUACAACGACAACUACUACUACCACUCCGCGACCUACCACAACUACCCCAAGACCAACCACACAGGCUCUUGCAACGUCAGCUCCUCUCCGUUAUGCCGAUUGCAUUGGACCGGAUAAUAAAGAAGGAAAUUGCAUCAGUUUACGAGCAUGUCCCUCAUUACUGAAUGAAUUCCUGCAGCGGCAGAAGGAUCCUGAAUACGUUAGGUUCAUCCAACAGUCGAACGCCAUUUGCAACUACAUUCAGCCGAACGUAUGUUGCCCUCUGGAGACGUACACACCAGCUCCUCCAAAUCCUCCGCCAACAGUAACUCCUCCUGCUCCACCAGCACCAGCCACCGAGGGCCCAAGUCAACCGAAGCAUACUGAUUUAACGACGCUUCCCACCCCCGAAACCGGGUGCGGAUACAGUAAAGUGGAGCACAACCGUGUGGUCGGAGGAGUGCCAGCUGCCAUACAUGGCUGGCCGUGGAUGGCACUGAUCGGCUACAAGAACGCUCUCGGGGAAGUGUCGUUCAAGUGCGGUGGGUCGUUAAUCACCAAUCGUCACGUGCUGACGGCAGCCCAUUGCAUUCGCAAAGAUCUUUCCUCGGUUCGGCUAGGCGAGCAUGACACAUCGACCGAUACAGAGACGAACCACAUCGAUGUUGCCGUUGUGAAGAUGGAAACACAUCCCAGCUAUGACAAGAAAGAUGGUCACUCUGAUUUGGCAUUGCUUUAUUUAGGAGAGGAUGUAGCUUUUAAUGACGCUGUACGUCCCAUUUGUUUGCCUAUUAGCGACCCCAUCCGGAGUCGCAACUUCGAGGGCUACACCCCGUUCGUAGCGGGCUGGGGCCGAACUCAGGAGGGAGGCAAAUCGGCCAACGUCCUGCAGGAACUGCAAAUCCCGAUCAUAUCGAAUGGCGAAUGUCGAAACUUGUACGCCAAAAUCAACAAGGCAUUUUCCGACAAGCAAUUUGACGAAUCGGUAACGUGCGCCGGAGUGCUGGAAGGCGGCAAGGACUCCUGCCAGGGGGAUAGUGGCGGUCCACUGAUGUUACCGCAACGCAGCGGGGUGGACUUUUACUACUACCAGGUCGGAGUGGUGUCGUACGGAAUUGGAUGUGCGCGUGCCGAGGUACCUGGAGUUUAUACCAGGGUGGCGAAGUUUGUCGAUUGGGUCAAACAGAUGGUUAACGAGCCAGUGUAAGGGAGUUGAACGAUUGUACUCAGGUUUUCUUUUUAAGGUUAUAAUAAAAAUAAGCGUACAUUUUUUUUAAA